AUGGCUCAGCCGAACGUGAAUAUUCGCCUCGCCGUCUUCCCAGAAGACAAACAAACUGUGGAACAAUUGUUCCUUGCCUAUGCAAAAUCACUUCCUGUUAGCCUCGAUUUCCAAAACUUCGAACAUGAGCUGGCAGAAUUGCCGGGAAAAUAUGCAAUUGAGAAACGAGGCGCAAUAUGGUUGGCGUACGCAUCAUCCAAUGUGUCGGAACCAGUAUCGUCAACAACAUCACUUGGAAUGAAUGGAAAAACACAGCCCGACGCCAGCUCGACAAGGGAUGAAAGGGCGGUUGGGUGCAUAGCCAUACGGCCAUUUUUCACUACGCCGACUACCGCCGAAUCCUCAGCUUUGCUAGCGAACUCGACUUCAUCAAGCACCACAACGUGCGAACUCAAAAGACUUUUCUUGGCCCCAGAAUCGCGAGGGCUUGGUGUGUCGAAGCUCCUGAUGGAUGUUGCAGUCUCCUAUGCGAGGAAAUGGGGCUACAAGAAUAUGUUGCUAGACACGCUGAGGACGAUGACGCCUGCGCGGAAAUUAUACGAGAAGUAUGGGUUUGUGGAGAUUGAGAGCUAUUAUGAGAACCCAGAAGACGCUGUUUUCUAUCGACUGGCUUUAUGA
Molecule: messenger RNA, 618 nt
Organism: Bipolaris zeicola 26-R-13
Lineage: Eukaryota; Fungi; Ascomycota; Dothideomycetes; Pleosporales; Pleosporaceae
Exons: 1
Coding region: 1-618 (205 amino acids)
Molecular function (GO): acyltransferase activity, transferring groups other than amino-acyl groups
Source: RefSeq, a predicted model, not a curated record